Messenger RNA from Phyllostomus hastatus (greater spear-nosed bat), 3191 nucleotides. RefSeq names its product Golgi apparatus membrane protein TVP23 homolog B. Gene Ontology annotation, cellular component: Golgi membrane. The coding region runs from base 135 to 752 and encodes 205 amino acids. The transcript has 7 exons. Lineage: Eukaryota; Metazoa; Chordata; Mammalia; Chiroptera; Phyllostomidae. The record is from RefSeq and is a predicted model, not a curated record. Gene Ontology annotation, biological process: protein secretion; vesicle-mediated transport.
CACACGCUCGCCCAGUCCCCGUUUACGCUCCUCCCGCGAGGCGCCUAGAAGCGGAAGCGGGAUCGGGCUGGGGUGUACUUUGGCUCCACCUGGCCUGACGUGGCGCCCGGAAGUGGGGCUGGAGUGGGGUCGUGAUGUUGUCGCAGGAUAGUAAUGAUGACACUGAAGAUGUUGCACUGUUUGAUGCAGAAGAGGAAGCAGCUGCUAGACCCAGAAAAUCCAAAAUCAGACAUCCAGUGGCAUCAUUUUUCCAUUUAUUCUUUCGAGUCAGUGCAAUUGUUGUCUAUCUUCUCUGUGAAUUGUUGAGCAGCAGCUUUAUUGCUUGUAUGGUGACAAUUAUCUUGUUGUUGUCAUGUGACUUUUGGGCAGUCAAGAAUGUCACAGGUCGACUAAUGGUUGGCCUGCGUUGGUGGAAUCAUAUUGAUGAAGAUGGAAAAAGUCACUGGGUGUUUGAGUCCAGGAAGGCAUCCUCUCAAGAGAAUAAAACUGUUUCAGAGGCUGAGUCGAGAAUCUUCUGGUUAGGGCUUGUUGCCUGCCCUGUGCUGUGGGUGAUAUUCGCCUUUAGUGCUCUCUUCUCCUUCAGAGUGAAGUGGUUGGCAGUGGUUACCAUGGGUGUGGUUUUACAAGGUGCCAACCUAUAUGGCUACAUCAGGUGCAAAGUGGGCAGCAGGAAGAAUCUGACCAGCAUGGCCACAUCGUAUCUGGGAAAGCAGUUCUUAAGACAAAACACUGGAGAUGAUCAGACCUCCUGAGGAGAGAGAGAAAGCCUAUGUGUUCUGUUACAUUGGGAGAACUGAAGAGAUUCUUGACUCGGAACAUUUUAGAACUCAGUACAUGUUGCAGAGAGGAGUGUUGGGUUUGUUUGUUCAUUUUAAAAUUUACUUAAAAAAAACCAAAACGUGGUUUUCAUAUUAGGUUUUUAUUUGUAGCAUUUGGGGCUUGAAAAUAUGCUGCUAGAAGCAUUAUCAGAGGUGGGUUCACGGUGUGCCUGUGCGCACACAGUCAUGUAAUGUCCAUGUAUUGCACUUAGUGAAAGUGUUUAUGUUCAUGUACAUAUGUAAUGAAGACCUUUGCAUUUUGAUCCGUAGAACAUAGAAGGAUGUUCUUAAUCUCAUUUCAAAAGUCUUACGUGUUUAUAUAUUAUUUCUGUAGAUUAUCUUCAGAAGUAAGUUUUGUUUCCAUGGUAAGGGUGAGCGCUUUGACUUAUGUAUAAGUUAGAAAUAAUUAUUAAUUUUACAGCUUAAUAUAUACUCAUGAUGAAAUUUCUUAUCCUAAGCAUUCAUAGGCAGAUUAAAACCAAAUUUGAGUCAGUGGUGUGAAGUAGUUUGUAAAAUUUUAUUUAUUUUUAUUUGUAACAAGUCAUGUAUUUUUGUCCCAAUUGAUAUAAAUGAAUCUUCACAGUUUGUGUGUAAGGGAUGCCUAGAGAUUGUUCUAGGCUGUUCUGUUCAUUUUUGAGGAAGGGUAGUCAGACUUUACUUGGAACUUCCUGGAAGAGCUUCAGUGGUAUUUGGCCUAAUGAAAUCUGUCUUUUACCACCAAAAGAGUAUUAUUCUUAUGUCAUAGUAAGAAUAAUCAUUUAAAUAUGUGGCAUAAUAAAUGUCUAAAAGACAUUUUAUUUUAUGAAUCUUUUUCUUGCUGUAGUAGGGAUAUUAUAAAUCAUGCAUUUGUAUUAAUAUUUCUUAAAAAGCAAUAUAUGUAACAGUCUAGAAGCUUAUAGAAUCUGUAAAUUCUCUUGUAGGUAUACUUAAACUUUGCUGGAGUCUUAAUCAACAGAUUAUUUUGUUAGUGUAUUUAUACAUUGUUAAAAAUUUGUAAAAGCUGUUUUGUUUAAUUGGAGUGCUAGCUUUGAAGGUGCAUAACUUUAUAUUUGUAUAAAACUCUACUGUUUACAAAGCACUUUGACACGUGUAGUCUCAUCUGAUCCUCGUGACAGAUCUGUUUUGUGAGACCUUUGUACAGGUGAUGAAAUGGAGCUUCAGGUUAGUGAGUGACUUGCCCAAGGAAACAUGGGUUACAGGAAGAUUCAUUAGGGUACAUUACUGUUUUUAGAGGAAAUACUUGUCUCUAAUGUCUUUUUAUUCUUUCUUAAGAUGUGUGAAAGAAAUAUUGAUUGAUUGCCUCUCUCAUGCCCCCAACCAGGGAUCUGGCCCAAAACCUGGGUGUGUGCCCUGAUUAGGAAUCGAACCAGCAACCUUUUGCUUUGCUGUAUGAUGCCCAGCCAACUAAGCCACACUGGUUAGGGCUCCUUGGUAUUUAUUUCAAUUUAUUUCAAACUUAUGUCCACACAAAAACCUUCACAUGGAUGUUUACGGCAGCUUUCCUCAUAGUUGCCCCAAACUGGAAGCAACCAAGAUGUCCUACAGUAGGUGAAUGAAGAAACUUUAGUCCCUCCAGACAGUGAGAUGUUAUUCAGCACUAAAAAGAAAUGAGCCAUCAAGCCAUGAAAAGAUAUGGAGGAACCUUAAAUGUAUAUAUUAGUAAGUGAAAGAAGCCAAUCUAAAAAGGCUGCAUAUUGUAUGAUUUCAGCUGUAUGAUAUUCAGAAAAAGGCAAAACUAUGGAGACAGUAAAAUUAUCAUUGGUUGCUAAGAAUUGGGGUGGAGAGGGGAAUGGAGCAUAGAGGAUUUUUAGGGCAGUAAGAUAUUCUGUGUGAUAUUAUAAUACUGGGAUGAUGUCAUUAUAUGUUUGUCCAAAUUCACAGAAUGUACAGCACCAAGUGUGAACCCUAAGGUACAGCAUGGACUUAGUGUGAUUAUGAUGUGUCACUGUAGGUUCACUGAUUGUAACUAGUGUUGGGGACGUUGACAACAGGGAAGGCUGUGGAUGUAUAGAGUGUAUGGGAAAUUUUGUAUCACCCUCUCAAUUUUGUUGUGAAUCUAAAGUAGUCUAAAAAGUAGUCUUAAAAAAUACCAGAAGAGAUUUCAGAUCAAUAGUCUAAUCUUUCACCUCAGGAAACUACAAAAAGAAGAGAAAGUAAACCCAAAGGAAAGAAAAGGAAGGAACUGACUAGGAAAAAAGACUAAAAUGACUAAAAUCAAUGAAAGAGGAGACAUUGCCACUGAGGAAAAACAAUCCUUACUGAAUACUUUUGUGAAGUAAAUGGUUGUCCCAAUAGAUCAUAAAGCAUUUUAUACCUAUUUUGUGGUGUUAACAUUGUCAUAUAAGCAUUCAAACAUUGUGCUUUUUCCAAAAA